Messenger RNA from Dermacentor silvarum, 2249 nucleotides. RefSeq lists its product as uncharacterized. The coding region runs from base 86 to 2116 and encodes 676 amino acids. NCBI's taxonomy places the organism in Eukaryota, Metazoa, Arthropoda, Arachnida, Ixodida, Ixodidae. The record is from RefSeq and is a predicted model, not a curated record. The transcript has 4 exons.
UUUUGUUGUUACGCAUGGGCUGCCUUGGGACACCGUGGACAGUUUGUUGCGUCUAAUCGAGGCAUUGUUUGGGUUUGAAGGUGACAUGCUGCCUCGAAGCAAGUACCUACUGCGGAAAUUGUGGAAUCCAACCGUGCAUACGGCCGUGACUCGCCAUUAUUACUGUAAUAUUUGCGGGAGUCAACUGGAGGAGCUACGAUCAGAUACAGUGCGCUGUGAAGCGUGCCAAGCAGACAUGAAAGUCUCGCUAUUGAAUGAUGCAGGCUGCUUUUUCAGCAUCUUGAACAUCAAACAGCAACUUGGUCAGACGAUUGCCAAGUGCAAGGACGUUCUGUUCAGUCAAAUGGAAAAAAUUGAGCAAGGACUACAAAGCGAAUCGGUGAGUGACAUCACCAGUGGUGCUCUUUACAAGAGUCUUAGGCAGAGUGGCAAGAUAAACCACAAGGACUUUACGCUCACGUUCAACACUGACGGAAGCCCUGUUUACAAAUCGUCGAAAGCAUCAGUAUGGCCCAUCCAGUUCACUAUAAAUGAACUUCCGCCAGUAGUGCGCCGCCAAACCCCAGUUUUGGCUGGAUUGUGGUUCGGCCACAAACAUCCGGACAUGAUGGUCUUUAUGGAGAAAUUUGUGGAGGCAUUGCAGGCUGUUGGAAUUGUUGGGUGGCAGUAUGGAACGGAAACUGUGAGAUCAAAAGUUCAUGCCAUCUGCUGUUCAGUUGAUGUGCCAGCCCGUGCAGCAGUGACAAACCAGACGCAGUUUAAUGGAAGAUUUGGCUGCUGCUGGUGCCUGACCUGUGCAGAACACAUUGAAGGUGCUCCUCGGUACAUCCAGACUGACUUUGUACUGAGAACGGAAGAAGGUGUCCUGAGAGACAUGAAGCUUGCCCUUGAGCUCAAUAUGCCAGUGAAUGGCAUCAAGGGGCCAUCGCCAUUGAUAAACCUUGAUUUCUUCAAUCCAGUGCUGAGCCAGGCAGUUGACUACAUGCACUGUGUGCUGCUUGGAGUGGCACGGCAGCUUACUGAGUUUUGGCUGGACAGUGCAAACUCCCAGGAGCCGUUCUACAUUGGCGCUCCUUCAACUCUAGCCAAGCUGGACAAACGUCUCCUGAGUAUCUGCCCACCCCACUGUUUCACACGGCUACCAAGGUCCUUGGCAGACAGGUGCUUCUGGAAGGCGAGCGAGUGGAAGAACUGGCUGCUCUACUACUCUCUGCCAACAGUACUUGGAGUGCUGCCACCGCGGUUCUGGAGGCACGUGUCAAUGCUGGCGGAAGCCAUUUUCACUCUGCUCAAGAGUGAAAUUUCACCAACUGAUCUUCAGCGAGCAGGUCACCUGCUUCAGUCGUUUGUGUCAAGAGCUGCAAGCCUCUAUGGGACUCGCUUCAUGACCUUCAAUGUCCACCAGUUACGCCAUCUGACGUCGAGCGUGGAGCAUCUGGGUCCCCUUUGGGCCAACUCGGCAUUUCCCUUUGAAACAGGGAAUGGGAAGCUGACCAAGAUGGUAAAGGCGGCAAAAGGAGCUCCAACACAAAUACUGGAGAGAGUCGCUCUGGAAGGAGAGCUGGAACUUGCCCUGCAUUUGCUUUCUCUGCCGCAUGAUGUCACGAAGUUCUGCGAAAGACUGCUUGGCAGAGUUCCUAUUAAGAAAGCAACUAGAGUUGAUAAUGUAUGCUUAUUUGGAGCGCCGGUUACAGCAACAUUGUCCACGCAGGAAAUGCAAUCUGUGCAGAAUUUCUUGGACACAUGUGCUGUAAUUAAGGAAUACUUAAGAAUGAGCUUUGAAGGGACAGUUAUACACAGCCAGCAGUAUAGAAAGGCAAAGAAAAGUGACUGUUCUGUAGUCGCAGGCCACGAUGGCAAUUUUUUUAUGGUUUCCCAUAUAUUGCAUGUGCUUGAUGGCGUUCCUGGCGUGGUUCUGUUGCUAUGCCAGAAACUAGGAAUUGAUGAGAAUGCUGAUGGUUUUCCUCCUCAUAUCAAAGAGUGUUUUUUGUCACCUGUUGACACUUGUGUUGUUUUAAAGCCUGCCAAUGUUGCAAUGCCAGCUUUGUUUAUAGACUUUGAGGCUGAAAGCAAGCAGUAUGUGUGUGCGUUGCCCAACAUUGUAGAACGGGAUUGAACUGAACUGCUGAACUGAACUGCAAAAACAAAAGUCUGCAUUACUGUAUUUACGCAAUCUAACUUGCACCUUUUUUCGGAGAAAAUGGGUUCAAAUAUAACCUGCACAUUACCCUGAUAUGAUACCAAAACUG